GCCAUUCUAGGGUCGACUAAUAGGUGAAGUUGAUGUUGGAAACAAAUUCUGUGUGUACCUCUGCUAUGAGCACCUGUCACCGGUCUGCUAUCGUUGUGGCUUGUUUUGUCACGACCACUUCAACUCUCCAUACAAGGAAACAACGCCUGCUAAAGGCUGAAAUCUAAUCAUCCCAUGCCUUUACCGAGAAGGCUCGUGGGAAGCAAAGGCCUGACGGUUGAUCUUUCACCAUUGCCUCUUUGCCCGCUUUGCUCCCUUCACAUUGGCCUCGUGGAGGAGGACUUCAAGAUUGAUGGACAACACUCAAUUGAUGAUGUGGCUACUGAUAUAUCCUCAUCACCAAAUCCUCACCCACUAGACAAGAAGGCUAGGCGAUUUCUGGGUUUCUCGGAUGCCAUUCAUGAGGCUUGCGAUCACCUUAUAUCGGCAUUUGGCAUGUAUCUUCCAGAGCUACUCCUGUCCACUAAGGAGCAUACCUCUCUUUCUACUGAUCAAAUGGAGACUCCUACUAAGCUGGGGGAUGAAUUGUGUAAGGCUAUCAUUGGUAAUGUCGUCGAUCCCCCUUCACAAUUGGAUUCUAAAGAUGGCUUGGAAGACCCCAUUUCUCUCGGAUUCUGAAAAAUGCUUGUAGAUUUAAAGGAAAAUAGAAGAAGUAAGAAUAUGGAGGAGCAAUGUGUCAAAUCCUCAGCUUGCUCCGUAGCUAGGUUUCUUCAAUUUUUAAUGGGUUCCACAACUAAUGUUUAUAACCGGUAACAAGACUUAUGGCUUGCUCCCAUUCGUCCGUAACAAACUAACAUCACUAAGUUAUUACAUAACCAAAACGACAAUGCAUAACAUAAAUGACUUUAAGCAUU
Molecule: messenger RNA, 854 nt
Organism: Linum trigynum
Lineage: Eukaryota; Viridiplantae; Streptophyta; Magnoliopsida; Malpighiales; Linaceae
Source: the annotation of a GenBank genome assembly